AUGCUCCUUCCGCCUUGUCAUUGUUUAGUUCAGUUUUUUGUUUCCGCUGAUAAGAAAUUAUCAUGCUUAUUAUAUCAAAGGAGCGGUGAUAUGUUUUUGGGAGUGCCUUUUAAUAUCGCUAGUUAUAGUUUACUAACCCAAAUGAUAGCCCAAGUCUGUGGCUUCCAAGUCGGAGAGUUUAUUCAUGUCAUUGGCGACACCCAUAUUUAUUUAAAUCAUUUCCAACAAGUUGAAGAACAAUUAACUCGUGAACCAAAAAAAUUACCAAUUCUGAAACUUAAUCCGGAAAUAAAAUCACUUUUCGAUUUUCGUUUUGAAGAUAUUAAUUUAGAAAAUUAUGACCCUUAUCCACCAAUUAAAGCAAAAGUGGCAGUAUAA
Molecule: messenger RNA, 378 nt
Organism: Funneliformis geosporum
Lineage: Eukaryota; Fungi; Glomeromycota; Glomeromycetes; Glomerales; Glomeraceae
Source: the annotation of a GenBank genome assembly